Molecule: messenger RNA, 3304 nt
Organism: Trachymyrmex septentrionalis
Lineage: Eukaryota; Metazoa; Arthropoda; Insecta; Hymenoptera; Formicidae
Gene: WDY
Product: WD repeat-containing protein on Y chromosome
Exons: 19
Coding region: 125-3202 (1025 amino acids)
Molecular function (GO): protein binding
Source: RefSeq, a predicted model, not a curated record
UGUAAUCCUUGACGAUAUUCGACGAUUUCUAGGAACGUGAAUGGAUAAAAUUAUCAGAUAUAUUCCUGAUAUGCUUUUGAUAUACGAAACAAAUUUUUUCAUUUAUUAGAAAAUUGUAAUUGCGAUGGCAUUUAUUGAUAAAAAUCGUCCAAGUAUACAAGAAGCAUUCGAACGAUUUUUCGGGAACAAAACUAUACAAGAGCAAUGUACCGAGCAAUCUUUGACACGUUUACACAAUGUUUUUUUGACAACAGAGAAUGGGGAGGUGGAUUCUUCUCAACUAUAUGAUGCUUUUCGUAACAUCCUCGAAAUAAAAAUAUCGCAGGACGAAUUUCAAGUUUUCUUCAAUAAAAUAGAUACAAGACUUAAAGGCAAAGUAAUAUGGGAUGAAUUCAUUUCUUACUUGCUGAUAGAAUUUCGGGAUAUAGACACAUAUUUGAGGUCGCAAAUGUUGGAAACACCAUUAACGAGUUUACCCAAAUUGUUAAGAACGCGUCAUCGUACUCCUGUGUGCAGAAUUACAUUUUGCCCGGAAGUUUUGCCAGAUAGGAGUACGAGUUUUCGCCGAGGUUGUUAUCUAACUGUUAGUCGAGAGGGAGCGAUUAAUUACUGGUCAUUAGAUCUUAACUAUGAGCGUACUGUGCAGUCCAAGAAUCCGUUCUUAAAAGUACAAACUACUAUUAUAACUGAUAUGAUCGUGCUACCGGAUGUUCAGAUAGUGUGUACGAGUUCAACAGAAUGCGAUUUGAGAUUUUACGACGUCGCGGCAAAAAAAUUUGAUCUUCGCAUACUGAUAUCCAGUUUGGAAAAUGCAGUUGUUUGCAUGCACUAUUACUUUAGUAGAAAUAUGAACGAAAAUUCUUAUAUCGUCUUAGGUGAUACGAGUGGGUCUAUUAUAACCAUGGCCUUUAAUCCUACGGAUAGAGGACCUUUCAAGCAAUAUACUGCAAGUGACUCGAUCAUUUUCCGUUACGACAAUGUCAUUAAAGGGGAGAUACAAGGAUUAGAUGUCAUAGAAUUAAAAAAUAUACAUACAAACUGGACGAGCCAGGUAGCUUAUUAUGGAAGCUUACGUGCAUUUGUGUCGAGUAGCCAAUGCUCUGAUUGUUCUUUGUGCGUUUUCGAUAUGAGUGGGACAAAGAUGCAAUAUAAAUUUCAAGUUCGCAUGGGAAUAUCCUGUUUCACGCUCUGCGAUGAAACUCGUAUACUGGUAACAGGUGGACCAGACUGUGUGAUUCGCGUUUGGAAUCCGUUUAACCCCAGGAAAGCAAAUGCUAUUUUGUCGGGGCACCGAUCGACUAUCUGCGCGCUUGUCAUAACUAACACCGGCAAUCGCAUUUUUUCCUUGUCAAAAGAUAGAUGCAUAAAAGUAUGGGACGUUUCAGCUCUUAGCUGCAUUCAGACAUACAACAAAUUACCUCGUAAACUGAGUGAAUACACUCCGAUGACUAUAGUGUUCAACACGCUGACCUGUACGAUGAUUAUUGCCAGCAUGAUGAUAGCUGUUCUCGUUUGCGAGCACGUAAUUAACGAGGAAACCUCGGACGGCUAUACGCACACUAAAGGUGUCAGUUGUGUCCUCUACAAUCAGCUCUUCCGUGUGAUUGUUUCUACGGGAUUGGAUUCAUGCAUCAUCGUAUGGGAUCCAUGGUACGGACGCCGUUUACGUUUGAUAUCACACGCUCACAGUGUUAUACGAUUGGGGCAGUAUGCCGACAUCGAGAUCACAGCGGCUUGCUUCGACGAUUCGGAGCAAUUUUUAGUGACUGGCGCAAGAAAUGGUUCAGUGAAAAUGUGGAAUUACAAUACCGGAAUCUGUAUACGCGAUAUGAUGGUUGAUCAUCAAUGUGAAAUAACAAACAUCACAUGGUACGAAAAUCGAAUUCUGUGCUGCGGUUGGAAUAAACACGUGACAGAAUUGUCGAUUUUUGAAUCUGAUAUAUGCAAAAAGAAUUGGACGACCAGUCACACCGAUGACAUUCUAUGCUUGGCUGCGAGAUAUCCACAAUUAUUAGCUACCGGAUCGUACAACGAAGAAUUAAUUCUCUGGAAUCUUGAAACGAAUCAGCCUUUUAGAAAGUAUCAAGUGACUGAUGUUAAUAGAAGGCACACGAGAAUGACGAACGCACAGAAAGAAUUUAAAAAAUUGAAUGAGAUCAGUGGAUCCGUCAAUCAGCAGAUUAAAAAAUUGACUCCAUCUGUCCAUCAAGAAUCAGCAUUGAACAUUGUUCGUGUAACUGCGGUACGCGCGAUAAUCUUUCUAGCAGCGCGAGAAACGAAACCCGAUGUUGGCACAUUGUUGGUCGCCCUCGACUCCGGUUUGAUACAAGUAUGGACACAUCAUCCUGCGGCGGGAUUUUUAGGGGCUUUUUCAGUCAUACAUACUGUCGGUGACUGUGCCACAUCCUUAGCUACCGAUCCUAAAAAUCAAUUUUUUGUAACAGGUCAUAGUAUAGGGUAUAUAAAAGUUUGGCUUCUCUCUAAUUACAUGCUACCAAAUCCACCGAAAAUUUGCAUGCCACUACUGAGAUUAGAAUUCCCAUUUUUAUGGAAAGAUAAAAUAGACGGAAGAGCGAAGAGAGCAGUACAAAAUCAAAUGCUGCCACUUCUGCUGUCAUCUGUGCGUGGUCAUACGCGGGGAAUUACUUCUCUUCAAAUCAUUUCUAGCGCACGAGUGAUAGUCAGCGGUAGCGCAGAUCGUACAGUACGUUUGUGGAGUUAUGGAGGUCGUUAUAUAUCAACACUGGGUACGUUUAGAGAUUGGAUCCCGAUUCUGCCUACUGUACCCGUGCAAAAAUAUUUCGAAGAUUAUAAACUUCCAGCAGACAUUAGGAGAUUUGCCAGUUCUACCACUUUAAAGGUACUUCAUGGUGGUAUGAGAUUACCGAUAGAGAUCGAGGAAAAGGAAAUCGACAUCUCAAAAGAAACUCUCGAAGAAGAGCAAUAUAUGUUGUACGGGAAGGAUUUCGAUAGUCUUGUGCUCGAGACAUAUUAUGAAUCACAGUUGCCUGAAAACAUCUAUCAGAAAUAUCUGCGAUUAGACAAUACUUUGCCAUACAUACCAAUUUAUACGUAUUUACCAACCUAUUCUUUAAAACCUGUCGAGACGCAGAAAAUGCUCCUGCUUGAACAGAAAAUAGAACCUAUUAAAAAGGUAUACUUAAGAAGAACAAUGAAACCACUGCGCUCUUCUGUAAUAUAAAGAGGCAAAGGCACUUCCACAAAAUGAAAUCUACCGCAAUGCUCUCCAUCAUUUGAACCUUAUAAACUCUUGCAAAAUGUCAGUAUAUAUUAAAAUAGUACA